Colletotrichum destructivum is the source of this 2314-nucleotide messenger RNA. Its product is annotated as Putative F-box domain-containing protein. Gene Ontology annotation, molecular function: protein binding. The record is from RefSeq and is a predicted model, not a curated record. The coding region runs from base 744 to 2033 and encodes 429 amino acids. The transcript is spliced from 4 exons. NCBI's taxonomy places the organism in Eukaryota, Fungi, Ascomycota, Sordariomycetes, Glomerellales, Glomerellaceae.
CUCUGUGUCACCAUUGCGUCCACUCUUUCUUCCCGUGUCUGCCUCAAACCCUAUGCGACAGCGCCCUAUCUUCUCAUCAUCCGUCUGUAGACAAACGAUGCCGGUCUACAGCUGCUCCAUUCUCGAUAACCCCAGCGCCGGGGUUGUCAGAAAGUAAUCAUACCAAUCGCACACCUCGCCGGUCACUUUUGUCAUCCGCCGCGAGGCCAGCAGGGGUGUUCUUCCAUUCGAAACCAACGUUCCGUCUCCUUACUGGACCCUGAUCUGUUUGCUCACCGCUGGCAGCUCUCUAGGAAAUAAGAGCACUUCCACGACACCAACGCUAGACGAUCAGUCGAUUAGCUAGCCUCCUUGCCAGUGCCUGGACAGUUUCUGUCCCUAAACCAUCAAACAGUACGGGAGAAACAAGCUAGGAUAUAAGUUGGUUACUCAAGAACUAUCCUCGGGUACUUCCUAGAGUAAUAUGUUGGAAAGCACUAAAUCAAAUCAAUUAAUCUUCGCUACCGACUGCUAUUUGUUGCAUUUUUGACGAAGUUUGUCCGAAUUCAUCGCCGAAGAAAGAACAAAGAUCAACUCAAAAGAUUGGUGCUUAUCAGUUGCUCCAACCAUUUCCCACACCCUAUCCCUUGAUAGUUACACACCGACGUUCAACUCACAAAUCACCGUACUAAUCACACUUCAUCGACACUCCUUAUUGCGACCUAAACAUAGAUCAUUGUAGACAGUCACUAGCUGCUUUUGCGAUGUCGUCAACAUACUCCUCCCUUUUUGAAGCUUCGCACGUGCAGUCAGACUCGCCAGACUGCGACUUGGGCAAGCUGAACGGUCUCGAAGGCUUGCCGCUCGAGAUCAUAUUCGACAUAUACCAACAACUUGACGUGGAAAGUAUUUUCUCCAUGGCUCAGGUCAAUACCCUUUUCCACGGACUUCUGAAGAGGAACAAGGCGGUCGUCCUGCUGCCCGUUCUUGAGCGAGAAUUCAGCCCGUUUCCAGAGUUGCUUCAAGUCUUCACGGCAUUGGACCGGGAUAUGGUUCAGUACGGAGAUACUUUCCAGCCGCGAAGGGUCGUUUUCAGACGGUUUCCAGGUGACAUGACGGGCAUAACUUUGUCUAGCGGUGGUAUCCAGCACAGCCAGAGCAUGGCCCCCGAGCAUGCGGUGCUUGCCAAUAUCCUUGACGGCGGAACCCCAGCCAAGCAAAGCUCCUUGCCGCCCCGGCGGUCAGUCACCCUAGUCGACAGAGACUUAAAUUCUUUGCUGAAGUAUUGCUUGGUCGUACGACGAUGGGAAGAGCUUUUCCCUCAGCUUCACUGGUUCACGGCCCCUGAAGAUUGUCGCCAACUCAGUAAAGCAGAGAGGUUCAAACUUCGCCGUGCUCUCUAUCGUUGGUGGCUAUACGCCUAUUACUUCCACGGCGAGCUUCCCCGGCCUCGGAGUGAUCAGCCGGAACCGUUCGUCAAUGAUGUGCGGGUCAGUCACAUGAGACUUUAUCCGACUCGCGAGUUGAUGGAGUUGAUGGACCUCUUCCUGUCAAUGAAGGACCUCGUCAGACACUAUAUUUACCCCAAUCUGGAGCAGAAUCUAGAGCCGGUCGACGAAAGCAGUCCGCUUGAAACGAUGAUUGAGAGCAGUAUCCGCGAGCGCAUCGUGGACACAUAUGCCAAGCUUGAUCCCAGAGACCUGAUGUUCUACUUUCAGAACUUGUUUAAUUUCCCUCGAAAGCGACUGGUGACGGAUGUCAACCUCAGGCACCCCGCCUUCUCUCAAGACCGAGAAUCUCUCGUGGCCGCGGUCCAGGCGGCGGUAGGCGAGCGACCAUGGCUAUAUGAUAUGGCCGAUCUGAGCAGUGCUGGUGGUAUCGUGCAUCCUGACGCUUCCGACGUUGAUGAGCGGCUUAGUCGUGAUGGCAGCCGUUAUGGCUCGAUCCCACCCCCAGGAGCUUUUCGGCGUCCUAUUGGGAACUGGGCUCCUCCCGGGGACGACGGUCGAGCUCUCGCGGAGCGGAGUCACUUCCAAGGCUGGCGGGACUCUUGAGCGGUGAAAGCCGAGGUUCAAAUUAAUUGGCCAUUCUAUAGAAUAGAUUAGGAAUUGGCGAUCAUAGAUUCUGUCAGGUUUACUAUGGGCUCCCUGAUGUACCUCGGCGCAUCCGAAGUGUUCGUAAAGUGACCUGGCAAGUUACCGCGGGCAGGACUAAUUUCGAUGCUCAGGCACCUUUUGUAGGCGGCGAUGGCUACUUGGAUGAGGACCUUAUGCUAUCUGCCUGCCUUAGCUACUCAAUUCGGAGAUUUUAUGACCACCUGGCACCUACUUAGGUA